This is a messenger RNA of Ostrea edulis (European flat oyster), 5891 nucleotides long. RefSeq lists its product as uncharacterized. The record is from RefSeq and is a predicted model, not a curated record. Gene Ontology annotation, biological process: positive regulation of nuclear cell cycle DNA replication; regulation of cell cycle phase transition. The transcript has 11 exons. Gene Ontology annotation, molecular function: nucleic acid binding; zinc ion binding; protein serine/threonine kinase activator activity. Bases 210 to 5681 code for a protein of 1823 amino acids. NCBI's taxonomy places the organism in Eukaryota, Metazoa, Mollusca, Bivalvia, Ostreida, Ostreidae. Gene Ontology annotation, cellular component: nucleus; Dbf4-dependent protein kinase complex.
GAUUACCUUCUGCGGUUCCAACAUUAGCGCGGUAAUUUGGACUGACGAUGACGAUAAACCUAACUCCUUUAGUCAUUUUUUAUAUAUAAACUGUAAACGCGUGUCUGUUUUGCAGUUAUUACAUGAAUACUCUUAUUUACCACGUAUGCUGCACGGACACAGGAUGAUCACGAACUACUAACAGUCUUGUGUUUUGACAUGAUACCGAUAUGAAGAAUGACUCGAGAAAAGGCGGGGGAAGUCCAAAGGGAAAGCGAAAGUUGAACUUUGUAGAGAAGAAGGACAAGCUACCCCUGACGGGAAAGUCCAUAUUUGUUGAUGUCAAGGAAACAGCGCAAUGUCGCGUAAUCAAGGAGGACAUCAGAAAGCUCGGAGCGCGAGUUGAUGAAUUCUUCCACAAAGAUAUUAACUAUGUGAUCACUAGUAACUGGACAUCCAGACCAGACAAAAAUGAUGCGUUGAAGUCCCCUGAGAGUCCCUCCAUGGUGUCCACUCCCAGUCCCUUCAACUGCGGGCCCUCGCCAUCACCUGCCUCAGGGUCCAAAUUACCACCGGAGUCUGUUACUCGAGGAAGAGCUAUUGCAAAACGAGCUAUUACCAAAGAGACAAAUCCAGUUCUGACAAAUGCAGAAAAAUUGGGCAUCAAGAUUGUCACUUUGGAUGCGGCACAGAAAUGGAUCCAGCGAGAAAUUGCCAAGCUUCCCCAAAACAAGAAAUCAAAGAGCCUUGUGAAUAACCAUUUAGGAAGUUGCAAAGUGAAGAAAUUGAAAUCUCCGUAUAUGAAGAUAGAGUCCUUUACUAGACAGUACAAGGUGAUCUAUCAGCAGAUCGACCUCUGGCCGCAUGCUAAUGUAGAGACCCCCCGGGGCACCUGUCCGUUUGAUGGCACAUCUGUGGGUGGAGAGAAAUCGCGGGAAGAUCGGGGGGAUAGGAUUGGACUGAUACCGCUUGAACCCAGGACUCCAGAGACGAAAUCCGCACAGAAAGAGUCAGCCAAAACACCAGACCAUUCCAAGUCUUCACACAAAAAGCAGCGGCCAACUGCACAACGUUCAGGUAUUAUUGGUGGAGUCCGGAUAGUUACAGCCGGUGAACUAAGGAGGCGCACGGAAAUGAAACGACUUCAGGAAAAGAAGAAAGGAUAUUGCGAAUGCUGUGAAACCAAAUACGAUGAUCUCUCUAAACAUGUCCGAGAGGAACAGCAUAAAGCUUUCAUCAGGGACAAGAAACACUACCAGGACUUGGAUAGACUCAUUAAUUCGGGCCCCAACGAUGCAGCAUUCCUACAGCGUGUUUUACAGCAACACUGUAGCCUUGUCAAUGGCAUUCACAGCAAAGGAAAAUCCCACGAAAAGCAAACAGCAAUGCAACAUUCUGAUCAAAAAGUCGCUGAGAGUGCUUCAAAGAGUACAACCAUAAAAAUUGCGAAUUCUGCAGUGAAAAGCAGUCGUAGUCCCAGAAAAAUAUGGCAGAAAGCGAGUGAACACAAUCGGAGCAAAUUGCUAAAAGACGGCGUGGAUCGGGAAAUUCGCAGAUGCAGGGAAGUCCAAAAUUGUUCAGAAGUCGACCUGAAAUUGGAGAACCACUACGUGCCGGCGAGGACGAGGAAUUUUCUGUUUGUUCAGGGCUCGUCGGGUCAGCACAGUGACAUAUUUACCAUGGGAAAAAGGAAUUUGAAAACAAAUAAUCAGGACGAGGAUGGACACAAUAAAGUUACAGAUUAUUCUACUGCACCUGAGCUACAGGGGCUAGUGGAUGAUGAAAAAGCUCUCGGGAAAAACACUCUACGUGCAAGAAGUCUUCAGAAAUGUGACAAAAAUCGGACCAGUGUGGGCAAUUCAAAGAGUGACAGAAGGACUGAAGAUGGACAAUUAAAAGCACAUCAUAAUGAGAUUGUGGAAGCCUGUGAAAAGGUAACAAGAUCUCCCAGAAAACACUCUCCUGUAAAGCAGAUACAUUCUUCUGGCGUAACUAAGAAUGUUGAGACAACAAGCAAAGAAAUAUCUGAUCGAACUGUUUCCCCUGCAGAACAUUCGAAGAAAGCUAGUGCCAAAACAGGAAGCGGGCUUGAGGAAUGUGUUAUCAAAAGAAAUCUCAGGUCUCCGAAGAGAGCUAGUGCCGAAACAGGAAGCGGGCUCGAGGAAUGUGUUAUCAAAAGAAAUCUUAGGUCUCCGAAGAGAGCUAGUGCCGAAACAGGAAAUGGGCUCGAGGAAUGUGUUAUCAAAAGAAAUCUUAGGUCUCCGAAGAGAGCUAGUGCCGAAACAGGAAAUGGGCUCGAGGAAUGUGUUAUCAAAAGAAAUCUUAGGUCUCCGAAGAGAGCUAGCGCCAAAACAGGAAACAGGCUCGAGGAGUGUGUUAUCAAAAGAGAUCUUAGGUCUCCGAAGAGAGCUAGUGCCGAAACAGGAAACAGGCUCGAGGAGUGUGUUAUCAAAAGAGAUCUUAGGUCUCCGAAGAAAACUUUUGCCAAAACAGGAUACGGGCUCAAGGAAUGUGCUAUCAAAAGAAAUCUUAGGUCUCCGAAGGCGAUAGACCUUCCAGAGAGUAAUGAUAAACAAUUGGAUGAACCGAAGGGUGACGAACCGGUCAAACAACCGAGUUCAUCUCCAAACAGACCCGUGGAGAGAGGAGUGGUAAGUGAGGCAGGUAAAAGUGAUGAUGAUGAAUUCAAUGUCCAAAGAAAUUCUACACAAAGGGAACACUGGAAAGGAGCAUCUAGUCGGAGUCGGUCUGCUAGUCCCUUGAAAAAGGUGAAGACCAACGAUCAACGGGGUUCAGAAUCUAGACGAAAAUCAAUGAGAGUGUGUUCGAAAUCGACAGAGCAGAAUGCAUUCAAUGAGAGAGACAACGACGAGGUAGAUCAACGAAGUUCAGAAUCUAGACGAAAAUCAACGAGAGUGUGUUCGAAAUCGACAGAGCAGAAUGCAUUCAAUGAGAGAGACAACGACGAGGUAGAUCAACGAAGUUCAGAAUCUAGACGAAAAUCAACGAGAGUGUGUUCGAAAUCGACAGAGCAGGUGGGAUUCAAUGAGAGAGACAACGAUGAAGUAGAUGUUGGGACAAGUGACGGAGAACGUUUAAGUGCUGAUCUGGUAACAGAGACAUUUUGUAGUGUAGGCAGUGGAAGUGCUAAAGAUUCACAACGUACAAUCCAAACUAAUGAGGUGAAACAGACUGCAAACAGGAAUUCUGCAAUCACUAAAUCACCAAACACAGUGAGAAGCUCAAAAAUUACUGAUAAGACAGACAUUGGUAGUAGUGAUUGUACAUCAGGAAAGGUCAUUGAUCCUGCAAGAUUUCCCGGGAAGUCCAUAGAUAGUUAUUCCUUAGAGCCUGCACACAACAGGAACAAUACAAUUCUCUGUAAGUAUAGAGGACAUGCCAAUAGGAAAUCACCUACUAAAAAUGUUUCACAGGGAAGGAGCAAGGUCAACAAUGAAUUGUCAGAUAACAUUUUAAUCAAAGAGCAAAAUGUGACUUCUCAGCCCUCAACAUCUGAUUUUAAUCAACAAAUGAAUAGAAAGAAAUCCUGUACUCGAGCUAUUAACCAUGGACUGAAGACCACGUCACCAAUGAAACAGACAUCUAAUAGAUCAAGACAUUCACAGAGGAAUGAAAGCAGUGUGGGCGGAGAUGAUAUACAGCAAAACAAUGAAAAUUCGUACGUUAAUCGUGAAGAAGUUGCAAUAAAAAAUGCUAACGAUUUUUCACCAAUCACUAAUAAAAGGGUUUGGACUUUUAAUGAAGACCAGAAGAGAAUAGAAAACCAAGGAAGCUGUUGUGAAAAAACAGGUAAAGAAGGGAUACUUAACGAGUCUGGAAUUUUGCAGGAAACUUGCGGAAAAGAAGAAAUACUUGAUGCGGAGAUGGAGAAGUCAUUGUAUUAUAUUGACAGAGUUCAUCGAUUACGAUCAACCAAUCAGAGGCAGAAUUCUGUGGUCCGUGAACUGAAAGAUAUUUCAAUAAAAGUGCAAGAAAAGAACUCUGGUCCAAACAGUCCUUUGCCAGAAGCCAUUGAGGAAGAGCCCUGCCUACUCAGCUCACCCAUGUCUAAGUCAUCUCCAAGAAAGCCUAGAUUGCAAACUCCGAGCAAGAAAGACUUGAAACAGAUUGCUCCAGUUGGGUCUGCCAGUCCGAAGAGUGGCGUGAGUACAACACCUAGGUCCGAUACGAGGAGGAGGUGGAAGAAAAGGAAAGAAUCUAAAAGUUGUGAAAUGGGCUCCUCGAUUCGCAGAGUUAAGAGGCUGGAGAAAUUGAAAUAUCUUGCAGACAGUAAAGAACAGAACAUGAACAAUUCUGCACAUAGAAAACAGAGUGGGGAAGAACAUAUGAAAAAUAUUGAGUCCUGCAAUGGCGUCAGAAAUGAAGUGAUGGACCGGGCUACCUCAGAAAACUAUAAUCUAAAAACAAAGCUACCCCAGAGUCUCAGUGAAGAGAAACAGAUUUUAAAGGGUACCUGUAAAUCCUCUUUAAAGAAUUUAAGAUCCCCAUUAAAGCAAUCAUCAAGUGAAAUGAAAUGUGUUUCUCCUGAAAGAGUGUGUACAACCUUGGUAUGGAAAAAUGCCAAGGGCAGUACUCCAAAGAGAAAGAAGAAGAAAAUUAAGCUGAACCACAGCUGGUCUGUGUUGAGUGAUCGAAGCGUAAAUAAACUUCUGCAUGAGAGUGACUCCGAGUCUAACUUUGAAGGUUUUGAGGAGGGUGAUGUUACCGGGCACAGUUCCCUUUGUAGUGAUGCAUCCUUCAUUGAAAUUGAUGAAGUGGAAUUCGAAGACAGCAGUGAUCAUGAGUGGGAGUUGGAGCCAGAGAAAGUGGAGGAAAACCAGGUAGAGAAUCCAGUCGUUCAUAUUUUACCCGAAAUGUUUUCUUCCCCCAACAAAAGGUCGGAUUCCUCGUGGGAUACAGGUUUUGUGGACUUUAUAGAUACUCAUUUAUCUAGCAGACAGGUUACCUCUCAGAAACAGGGUGUUCCACUGGACGCUGAAGCAGGUGCUCCACUUUGUUCUCCAAGACGAAGAAAACGACUUGAGUCCAUUCCUGAAAAUUCGAUGGAAAAUGAGCUCCACAGAAGAAAGAAGAGGAGGAAAGUCGAGAAAGAGUUUCAGAGUUAUAUGAUUAGUGAUGUUGCUGCUCAGGUUGAUGAGGAUAUUCAGUUUAAUUUUGCCAGUCCUAAUAAAAGGAAGUCUAAAGACCCUCUCAAGAAUACAACAGAAGACAGACCUGUAAAUCCUAGAAAAUCUCUUGAUUACGGAUCUUGCAGAGAACAAUGCAAAGAAGGAAAGCUUGAAGCUCAUAAGAAAGAGAGUUCUGAAAGGAGAAAGAGGGCAAAAAAACAUAAAAAAUCUAAAAAGAAGAAUGCAUUGAAGAUUGGUGAUGAAGAGAGCUGUUAUUCCGAGUCUCCAAAUGAAUUUGCAUACACCCGUGAACGAAACUCCAGACAAAGAGAUGACUGUGAGAACGGAAUUAAUUCAGGUGACAACACUCGUGGUUCUGCGGAGGACAAAAGCAUGCCUUGUCUGUCUCCUAAGUCAAAAACAUGCACUAGAAAUUCCACACCGGAUAGUCGUAGAACUUCAGAUAUCCCAUGCCUCUCUCCCCAAAUCCAAAAUGAAGAUCUUUCUAAUUUAUCACCUGAUGUCAGUCAUUCUAAAAGUCUCCGUGCAAGGAAGAUAAGCAAGUGGAUAUAAAAGUUAGGUGCUUUAUUGGUGUGUACAGAAAACUUGUAAAAAUAACAUUCUUCUUGUCCAUACAUGAGUUCUCAAAAGUUAGGCAUGUCAUUGAUGGCAAAAAACCAGUAAAAAUAACUUUUUUUGUGUAUUAAGUGCGCUUUCUCCAUACCGUAAACUACAUGAGACCGGGAUACUGUAAACUAAAUGAAAUGGAGGGGGGGGGGGGGG